AUGUACUCAGGGAACCAAGCUUCAGAGAAUCAAACUUCAAGCUUCUAUUUCAUCCUCACAGGACUUUUUGAUCAAACUAAGUAUCCAGUCUUUCUGUACACUUUAACCUUCGUCUUUUUCUUGAUGGCUCUAACUGGGAAUGCCAUUCUCAUUCUCCUGAUUCACAGAGUGCCCCAUCUCCAAACUCCCAUGUAUUUGUUCAUUAACCAGCUGUCCCUCAUGGAUCUCAUGUACAUAUGUGUGACUGUGCCCAAGAUGCUCAUAGGCCAGGUCACAGGAGAUAAUACAAUUUCUCCCAUAGGAUGUGGGGUUCAGAUGUUCUUCCACUUGACCCUCGCUGGAGCUGAGUUUUCUCUCCUUGCUGCCAUGGCCUAUGACCGAUAUGCUGCCAUUUGCAGACCUCUCCACUAUCCACUACUCAUGAAGCCUAGAAUCUGCCAAAUCCUGGUUUCUGGAUGCUGGUUCCUGGGCAUGUUUGAUGGUUUUGUGUUUGCCUCCAUGACCAUGAGCUUCCCUUAUUGUCACUCAAGGAAAAUCCUGAACUUCUUUUGUGAGGCCUCUGCCCUGCUGAAGCUCUCCUGCUCUGACAUCUCCCUCUACCAGACGCUCAUGUAUCUGUGCUGUGUGCUCAUGCUCCUCAUUCCCAUAUCCAUCAUCUCCACCUCAUAUGCUCUCAUCCUACACCUCAUCUACAGGAUGAAUUCAGCUGAGAGCCGUAAGAAGGCCCUUGCCACCUGCUCCUCCCACAUGGUCGUAGUACUGCUCUUCUUUGGAACCUCCAUCUACAACUACAUGCUCCCCAGAUCAUACCACACAGCUGAGCAGGACAUACGGGUGUCUGCCUUUUACACCAUCAUUACUCCUGUGCUGAACCCCAUCAUUUACAGCCUCCGGAACAAAGAAGUCAUAGGGGCUCUGAGAAACAUGAUGCCAAAAGGUGUGAGACUAAGAAAAGUUGUCAGUGGGAAAACCUAG
Molecule: messenger RNA, 975 nt
Organism: Orycteropus afer afer
Lineage: Eukaryota; Metazoa; Chordata; Mammalia; Tubulidentata; Orycteropodidae
Product: olfactory receptor 2T3-like
Exons: 1
Coding region: 1-975 (324 amino acids)
Biological process (GO): G protein-coupled receptor signaling pathway
Cellular component (GO): membrane
Molecular function (GO): G protein-coupled receptor activity; olfactory receptor activity
Source: RefSeq, a predicted model, not a curated record